CCCAGACAGCUGCUAUAGAGGCUGGCUGACAUGGAUAUUACCAGUAGCAUCCAGUAUUAAUAAAAUAACCUAGUAUCCACUGGGGCAGCAAAAUCCAAUAUCACAGACAGUACUGGGAACUUAUUGCAUGAAUAACUCAUGCAGUAUUUAUUUCAGCCAUGUCCAAAAGCCUGAAAAAGAAAAGCCACUGGACCAACAAAGUCCACGAAAUUGUCAUUUGCAGGAAUAAAGAAGGCGAGCUUGGGUUUGAAUUGAAAGGAGGCGCUGAGAAUGGGCAGUUCUCCUAUGUCGGAGAAAUAAAGCAAGGCAAGGUUGUCUGUCAGAGUGGAAAACUGUCCCAGGAUGAGCUACUGUUGGAGGUCAAUGAUACUCCAGUGGCUGGACUCACCAUCAGGGAUGUGUUAGCCGUUGUCAAACACUGCAAAGAUCCCAUCAGGCUGAAAUGUGUCAAACAAGGGGGUAUAGUUGACAAAGACCUUCGCCACUACCUCAAUUUACGGUUCCAGAAGGGCUCCGUGGAUCACGAGCUUCAGCAAAUCAUUCGAGAUAACCUCUACCUCCGGACAGUGCCGUGUACAACAAGGCAGCCUAAGGAGGGAGAGGUCCCAGGGGUGGACUAUAAUUUUGUAACUGUUGACCAGUUUAUGGAAUUAGAGAAGAGUGGAGCUUUAUUAGAAAGUGGGACAUAUGAAGAUAACUAUUACGGCACACCCAAACCACCAGCUGAACCAACCCCCUUGCUGCUAAAUGUAACAGACCAGAUCUUACCAGGCGCCAGACCUAGUGCCGAGGGGAAACGGAAGCGAAACAAGUCAGUUAGCAACAUGGAGAAGGCCGGCAUCGAUCCUCCAGAGGAAGAGGAAGAGGAGAGACCCGUUGUCAAUGGCAACGGUGUAGCAAUAACUCCAGAAUCCAGUGAACAUGAAGAUAAAAGUACAGAUGCCUCAGGUGAGAUACCUCCACAGCCAUACACAACACCGACGUUCGGCCACACUGAGGGGCCAAAAGAGGAGGGGGAGCCAGCAAAACAGCCCACAAAACCUGACGAGAAUGAAGAGCUGGGACCACUGCCUGACAACUGGGAGAUGGCCUACACUGAGAAAGGAGAAGUCUACUUCAUUGAUCACAACACCAAGACGACAUCAUGGCUUGAUCCACGGCUUGCAAAAAAGGCUAAGCCCCCGGAAGAAUGCAAAGAGGAUGAACUUCCAUAUGGCUGGGAGAAAAUUGAUGACCCUAUUUACGGCAGUUAUUACGUUGAUCACAUAAACAGAAGGACCCAGUUUGAAAACCCUGUUCUUGAAGCAAAGAGAAGACUACAGCAGCAGCAAAUGCCAAACCAAGAUCUCUCCUCACAGCCUUUGCAGGCUGUCCAAGUCUUCCGAGUAGAGGGCUCCUCAUCAACAUUACCUAGGCCUAAACUUGCUCACUUCGGCCCUGCACCCGAGCGUUCCCGCAGUAUGAGUGACCUGUCCCAGUUUCCAAGCGGCAGUGCUGGAUUGUACAGGCUGCAUGAAAAGCCACUCUUUACUCGGGAUGCCACGCAGCUGAAGGGAACCUUCCUGUCUACGGCAUUGAAGAAGAGCAGCAUGGGAUUUGGCUUCACUAUAAUAGGUGGGGACGAGCCUGAUGAGUUUCUGCAGGUGAAAAGUGUCAUACCUGAAGGGCCAGCAGCACAAGAUGGCAAAAUGGACACAGGUGAUGUCAUUGUCUAUAUCAAUGAUGUCUGUGUCCUGGGUCACACACACGCGGAUGUGGUCAAGCUCUUCCAAUCGGUUCCGAUUGGUCAGAGUGUUAGCCUGGUGCUAUGCCGUGGAUACCCUUUGCCCUAUGAUCCCGAAGACCCUGCUAGUAGCAUGAUAUCUCCCAUGGGGAUGAUGGAAAGACCACCUGUUUUGGUGAAUGGAAGAAGUAACUAUGACAAUUACAUGGAGUACCUUUCACGGACCUCUCGAUUUAUGCAGGACCACACAGAACAACUGCCCCAGCAGUCCCUACCCCCCCACCCUGGGGACACUCACCUAGAUGGCCAGCUGCCUCCCCCUAUACAUGAGGAUAAUGUAUCUAUGGCAUCCUCUGGGGCAACACAAUCUGAACUCAUGACCAUAACCAUUGUGAAAGGAGCUGAUGGGUUUGGGUUCACCAUAGCUGACAGCCCCACUGGACAAAGGGUGAAGCAGAUACUGGAUGCCCAGGGCUGUCCAGGCUUGUGCGAAGGAGACCUCAUUGUAGAGAUUAACCAGCAGAAUGUGCAGAGCCUCAGCCACACCCAGGUUGUGGAUCUACUGAAAGAAUGUCCAAUGGGAAGCGAGACAUCCUUGGUCAUCCAAAGGGGAGGAGUCACACUCAGUAAAGUCAGCUUGGUGGAUUACUUUGAAGUGCUCAGUGUAGGGUUGCCACCUGAUCCCGUAAUUGCAGAAGGCUCUGAAACAGGUCACUUUUCACCAUGGAAGACCUCUAAACAGGUGUUGGAGCAGUGGGAUGUCCAAGGCAGCCCCCAGACCAGCUUAUCUGCUCCAGUAAUUCCACAGAAUGUUCCCUUCCCAUCAAACUUCCACAGGGCUUCUUUCCCAGACUCAGCCGAUGGCUUUGAUCAAAGAAAACCUGACCCCUAUGAACUCUAUGAGAAGUCCAGAGCUAUCUAUGAGAGUAGGCAGCAAGGCCCUCCAAGGACAGCGUUUCGAAUGGAUUCUACUGGACUUGAGUACCGAGAGCUGGAUGUUCAUCUCCGGAGACAAAAGUCUGGAUUUGGCUUCAGGAUACUGGGUGGAGAUGAGCCAGGACAGCCAAUUCUCAUUGGCGCAAUAAUUGAGAAAAGUUCAGCUGACAGAGAUGGAAGACUACGUCCUGGAGAUGAGUUAGUGUUUGUUGAUGGAAUCCCUGUGGCUGGAAAAACUCACAGAUAUGUCAUCGACCUUAUGCAUGGUGCUGCGCGAAAUGGACAGGUCAAUCUCACUGUGAAAAGAAAAGUGCAAGGCACGGGUGAGCCAUGUCCAGAGAAUGGCAGGAGCCCUGGGUCUGUCUCCACACAGCACAGCUCUCCCAGAAGUGACUUCACUGCAACCACCUUUCCCAACAAUACACAUCAGCCCAAUGCUGGCACUUCAUCUCCAGAGGGCUUCGUAUCCCACAGUCUACAAACCAAUGAUGUUGUUAUUCAUCGCAAAGAGAAUGAGGGCUUUGGCUUUGUCAUCAUAAGUUCAUUGAAUCGACCUGAGUCUGGUUCUACCAUCACUGUGCCCCACAAAAUUGGAAGGAUAAUUGAAGGCAGCCCAGCAGACCGCUGCGGGAAGCUGAAAGUGGGAGACCGGAUCCUGGCGGUGAACAGCCAGUCCAUCAUUAACAUGCCUCAUGCCGACAUUGUGAAAUUGAUUAAGGAUGCUGGCCUGAGUGUGACUCUGCGUAUCAUCCCUCAGGAAGCAACAGUAAAGGACAAGUUCUUCACCACUGUCAAUCUGCCAGUUCAUGGGCAUUACAGAUCAGAAGUAAAAGCAAGGCAAGAUGUGAAGCCAGACAUCAGACAGCCCCCAUUCACAGACUACAGGCAGCCCCCUGUGGACUACAGGCAUCCUCCAGUAGCAGAUUACCGACAGCCACCCACUUUAGACUAUCGACACCCUCCGCUCCUCGACUACCGCCAGCAUUCCCCAGAUGCUCGACAGUUUCCAAUACCAGACUACAGGCAACCACAGGACUUCGACUAUUUCACAGUUGAGCUGGAGAAGAGUAUGAAAGGCUUUGGAUUCAGUAUCCGUGGAGGACGAGAGUAUAAGAUGGACCUGUUUGUGCUCAGACUGGCAGAAGAUGGGCCUGCAAUACGUAAUGGGAGAAUGAGGGUUGGAGAUCAAAUCAUAGAAAUCAACGGAGAGAGCACAAGAGACAUGACCCACGCCCGAGCUAUUGAGCUCAUUAAGUCCGGUGGCAGGAGGGUACGGCUGCUUCUCAAGAGGGGGACAGGCCAGGUCCCUGAGUAUGCAGACAGCCCAACCCCCUGGGAUGCUCCCUCUACAACCUCCCCAACCUUGCCGGAAGUAGCCCCUUGCCUUGACACCAUGACCAUGCCAUUGCCUUCAUCUCAUCCAGCCCUGCCCUCUGAUCCCAUUCACCUGCUCCCCCUGGAGCCAGCAUGGGACACCAAGGGGGAGUGUGAAACCGCACGCAGGAGGGAGCCUUCUGCAGGUGGCAAGGAGACCAGCAGAUCCAUGGAGAAAGCUGAACAUUCACAAAGUCCCAGGAAAGCAGACCAGCUGAAGCCUGUUCAGGCUUCGGGCAAAAGGUCUGCCGAGCGAAGUGGGGGCGGCAAGUCGAAAGAAGGUGGCAGGCCCACCUCAGGAGGUAGCGCGAUUAGGGGAAAGGGAACUCCAGAAGAUGUAACAGACCAGGCGAAGCUCCGUGGAGCUGCUCCUGAACAGCAGGAUCAACCCAAGGCUUCGAAAACCACCAGGGGAAGGUCCAAGGAGAGGAAGGCAGAGAGUGCCACUGCUAGCGAGAAAAGACCAGCUGAGAGAUCUUCGAGAGGCAUCAAGCUAGACUUGAACGGAGGUGCCCAGAGCAAUGGCAAGAACCCAGGGAGCACCACAGAGCCGGCUAAGGAGAAACGUGACGGAGAGCCAACAAGGAUCUCCUGCGACAGCCGCUCCAGCUCCAGCCGUACCACUCAGAGCGGCAGCGGUGCAGCCAGGAAGUCCACCGUUUCACCGGGGCCAUGGAAGAUCCCGGGGUCUGACAAGCUGCCAAGCGCUCUGAAAUCUGGAACUUCCACUGUGAGCAGAUAACAAAAAAACAACCACAGACUCAUCAUCACUUUGCCACCUGUACCAGAUGCAAGAUGAAUAUUCCAUGUUUUCUAUCAUAUAUUUUAUUUAUAUUCUAUUUUAAAUUAUUUUAAGAUGAUAUUACACCCACCACCUUAAUAACUGGAAGCAUUCACUUUAAGAAACAGAAUGUGCAUAACAUAUGAUGGGGGCAUCAGAUUGCAUAUCGAAAUGGAUUACAAUUUAUGUAAUUAACCAGUUAUAUUCAGGAACUCUUUUAAGUCCUACAUUUCUCUACAGGGGGCUAUGGCAGCUAAGAGGGUCCCAAUCAUGAAGUGAACAAAUUCAAAAAAAAGGUUAACGACGUGCUACGAUGGUUUUUAUACAACAGGAAUUGUGUUUCAUCAAGAAAAAAACAUGAAGGAUUUGCCUCAUAGCGCCAUUUUGUGUUAUCAAGAAAAAGAGAAAAAAAAAACUGUGCACAAAAGAGGAUAUUCAUUAAUGGAACUCUGCCUUAAAUAAAAUUGUACUGAGAAAGCACUGACAUGGAGGAAAUCUCUAAUAAUUAUAAUAAUGGUAAUAUAUAGAACAUAGAUAUAUAUGAAUAUAUUAUAAUGUAAAUAUAGUCAUCUCAAUAUAUAUCUAGAUUGGUUAAUAAUAGUAUUUCAGAGACACUUUACAAGUAGAAUACUAAUACUCUAUAUUAUACAGUACUAAACCUCCCGUUCUUUGCUGGGUGUCUUGCCUGCUUUCUGGUUUCAGCCAUUUGGUAACAACAUGAAAUAAGCCAGCAAGACACACAAAUAGACUUGUGCUGUAAACUUCUUAGUCUGUUUAGUGUUUGAUCUACACCCCUUUUACUACAGUGAAGAAUGGGCAAACUGUAAUUGUGGGUAAUGUGAAAGAUUGAUUGAAUGACCAGGAAAAGAGUGACAAGCAGUGUCCUUCCCUGUGACUAAGAUGUGGCAGAGUGCCUUAUAAUGAAGGUGGGCUGCAGGGCCCCGUAUAGUAAUGAAGACUGUACCCAAAAACUGUUCUCUAACAUCCUUUUUAAGGUAAUAAAGGAAUGCACAUCCAAAAUUCA
Lepisosteus oculatus (spotted gar) is the source of this 5838-nucleotide messenger RNA. The record is from RefSeq and is a predicted model, not a curated record. NCBI's taxonomy places the organism in Eukaryota, Metazoa, Chordata, Actinopteri, Semionotiformes, Lepisosteidae.